Messenger RNA from Electrophorus electricus (electric eel), 1234 nucleotides. The record is from RefSeq and is a predicted model, not a curated record. NCBI's taxonomy places the organism in Eukaryota, Metazoa, Chordata, Actinopteri, Gymnotiformes, Gymnotidae.
UCCGGCGUCGCUUGUGAAUUAAGUGACCAACGAGGGGAAGAAGCGGGCGGAUGUAGCUACACCUGCACAGCACGAGGGAGAGCAAACCCGCGCACGAGACCAGCCUCCGGUUCAUCGCGUAAAACGGUGCGCAACCGUUUAGUUUGAGCAGCGUCGGCUGGGGCCUCUGAUUAAUUGCUGCUGUUUCGGAGGAUAUGGCCGGCCGUCCUGAUGUGAAGCGGCGGGACUUUCAUACGCAGUCCGCAAAGGGAACUGAGAGAGUUCCAGACAUGACCUGUGUCCCAGGUUCCUCCUGUCCACACAGUCACUGAGCUUCAGUCCAGUGGGGACAAGCUUGGCAAACACUCCGCAGAUUUGUUAUUGUGGAAUUUGCUCAUGACCGUGAGGCAGGAUUAGAGGAAAAUCCAGAAGUGUCAGAAUUACGCCCCCACCUUGGUCCUGCCGGACUCUUCCACAGCGUAGUGCUGGCGCUCCAGUGAUGGAGUCCACCCGGAGGGAGCAGCAGCUGUCUGAGCACCAGGCUAAUGCUAAGGUGUCGAGUGAUCUUACAGCAGCAAGAGGACUAGAGCUCUUGAAGAGUGAGCUGUCGCGUCGAGACGCAAGCGUCAGGAAGCUCCAGCAAGACCUGCUCCUCUCCUACCGGGCCCGCGACACCCAGAGUGCCCAGCUGGACCUCCAGGAGCAGAAGCUGUGGGAUCUGCGCAGGGAGCUCCAGGAGAGCAGGCAGGAGCUCCAGCAGGGACACGUCCGACUCCAGCAGCUAAGGAGGGAGCUCCAGGAUACGACGCGGCAGGCUCAGGACCUGCAGGCACAGCUGUGCGAGGCGAGGGGACGUCUGGUCCAUGUGCAGGGGAACACUGAAGCGCUGUUGGGAUUCAAACACCUGAAGACAGCCGAGGCAGUUGAACAGAUACAGCAGUUGCAGGAGGAAGUGACCGAUCUUAAGGAGGAGCUGCGCUGUGUCAGUCAGCAGCUGCAGGAACGCACUACAGAGCUGUGCAGUCUCCAGACAUCUCAGCAUGAGCUGCAGGUGCAAGAGUCGGAGCGGCAGAGAGAGAACGCAUCCCUGCGGCAGCAGCUCCAGCAGGCCAGAGAGGAGCUCCACAGCGCCACCCUCAGGAUGUUUAACCCCCACCGCGUCCCACCCCUACCCCGCGCCGCUGAUAAAGAUAAAAAAGAGCACGGUCCGUCUAAAUCACGUAUCCUCCUUCCAGCUUGUCAUGAGGCGUAUUAA